GCUCUAUCCCCGUGUUGAGUCACGUGUCACUCUCUCAAUGGCAGCUGAUGAGAGCGCAGAAAUCGUAAAUGUAAUUAAUUUGCACGCAUCGGCACUCCUCGAAUUAAGCAAGACCCACGGCACAGCCUAUCAGACAUGGCUACGCUCACUAGACCAGGAGCACCGGUCGGAAUUCAAGAAACAAUGGACACAGCUCGUAAACGCACUAGACCGCCGGAAAGGCACACGGCGACGUAAGCAGGUUGAGUCCUUCCUCAGCCGACGCAACAGGAUUCCGAAGACACCGACUCAUCAAGAAAGUAGCUCCAAAGUUUCGGCGUGGGAAAAACGUGAGGACCUGUUUGUACUGUGUACGAACAUCACCAUCGAAGAGCUAGUCAGCCUGAACCGCCUAGAAGAACCAGCUUCGUUCUUCAAGGCUACGGAGCAUCUGCUUGGCCAGUACGACUUUGCAGAGGCUUAUCGAAGGUCACUUGGACGGGAGACUCGACGAGUGCGCGAUCGCAUCCUCGAGCGGUUCGAAUGCCUUGUCUUUUAUCUCAAUAUAGUACUCGGUGGCUUCCAUAGCGGCACAGGAUGGCUGCAUGGAGGUCACAAUCGAUUGCUGGAAGUACAGAACCCACCGGACGAUCUUGUCAAGGCUAAGAAACGGAAUGAGCGAAUGGCUGAACGCGGGCUGAGCUAUUACUGCUGGGGUGUCUUUUUGGGAGACUUGCGGAAUCUAAUUCGGCUUCGGGCUGAUGAAGAUGUGCCCGAAUCACUGUACGGCGAUCGGCAUCAUCGUCCCCGAAUACCUUACUAUGCAAACCAACUCUUCGAAGCCGGCCUUUGUGAGGAUGCGACACUUGUUCAGACAUGUGCCGAUAGCAUCAUCCAGACGUGGCCUGUAAUACCGAAGACAGUCACGUUGCAAGUCGCCACAGCGCUGAUGCAAGGCAAACAUUGGGACUUGCUUUCGUCCGAAGCGAAAAGGAAGACAGAAGAAAGGAUUAGCCUCAUUAUGGAAGCUUUCUUCCCUAAUCUCACUAUCAACUCAUCGCACAGCUCCACUGGCAUGCCACCAGACCGGGCUGGCGACACAAGCCCUGCGGAAUCACCGUCUGAGCGAGGCCCAAUCGGCAUUUCUUCUCAACCCCUUGAAGAAGAGAGACCCUCAGCAGACUCAAUUGGUGACAAAAGCCAUAUGCAGUCGGACCCAAGUGUACUAGAAUCGGAAAUGGCUUGGUACCCAGCUCCAGACCUCAUGUAUGGCACCAUGUUUACUAGUUUCGUGGAGCCAAUCUACGACAGCGCUUUCUCGAAUGGUGGAUGGCCAGAUAGUACUGCAGGACGUUAUAGUGCCGAUGGAACUGUGUAGCAAAUUAUUCGAAUCUCAGAGCCCUUGCACCUGCCCGCACUCCCAGCUAGUCUCGACUAGAGAGCCGUAUUUUACCUUUUCAAUAUCCCUUAUCUCUGCCUUAAUUUUGCUUGCCAAAUUGUUUCCGAACAGGCUGGAUGAUUAUGAAAGCUCUACCUUGCGUGAGACUUAAGCCUCUCAUUGACUAGCGCAGUGCGUUGUAUCACUCUGCACAACAACUUCAAGCACUGUUUUUACUUCUCAAAGGUGAUUCAGGGCAGGGAGCACGGCAGUGGAUAUAGCGGG
Molecule: messenger RNA, 1642 nt
Organism: Mytilinidion resinicola
Lineage: Eukaryota; Fungi; Ascomycota; Dothideomycetes; Mytilinidiales; Mytilinidiaceae
Exons: 2
Coding region: 38-1357 (439 amino acids)
Source: RefSeq, a predicted model, not a curated record